AUGCUGUUCGCCUUGAUUUGUUGGCCCCUGUGUGGGAUGGUGCUCAGCCAGGAGCCUGAGACAAUGCAGCUAUUGCAACACAGACUUGCACUGGAAGGCCCCCAGGAGCAGCGCUUGAAAGCAGCAGAGCCCAUCAACUGGGUUCAUUUUCCCAAAGUUGGCUCCUCGUUCCUCAAUGCGAUUGUCCACUUGCCAGGUGUGUGCCCACUUGCUGUAAAUCUGACCAUCGGUGAGCAGUCGCUUGGGCCUUGCUUCCUGCAGAUUUGGACUGAUGUCAUGUGUUCACAACUUUGUGAUCAAGAGAAGUUCAGAUGCAAGACUGACCUUCGCAUGCCACACCCACCUAUUGACGAUUAUUGGGCUGAAAAGGGUACUUUCAUGGGCUUUUUUCGAGACCCUGAUCAGCGUAUACUCUCUGGCUACCACGAUGACAUGGACAAUCUUGCGUCUGUAAAUUUCCGCGACUUCCUGCACAGAUAUGAUGAGGAACCCUUGGCGCAAACGGCCAACUGCACUUCGGAGGAAGGAGCUCCCAAAAUUCCAAUUCUGGAGUUUGCCGAGUCGUGGAAAGGUGGCAUGACGUAUCAGCUGGUGGUAGAGCAUCCAACCACGCAAACGCUGGAUCCGGACCGCCUGACGAUGACCCGCGCAGAUGCACAGAAAGCAGCCCAAAGAGUGCGGGAUGGCUUCGCAUUUGUUGGCAUCACAGAGGAAUGGAGCUUGUCAGUCUGUCUGUUUCACAAGAUGUUUGGGGGAAGUUGCCUACAGUCUGACUUCGCAAACACCCGGCCUUCAGCUGCAGGGAAGUCUGCCCACGUGGCCUACAACACAUCGGAGCUCAUGGGGUGGCAUGAUGAUAUUGAUGAAGUGGUGUAUGCUGCCGCCCUUGAUGUGUUCCGCACAAAUUUGGUUUUAUUCAAUGUGUCACACAGCACAUGCCAGGAGUGUUACAGUCGAGGGGUAGCCCACAACAUAUAG
This is a messenger RNA of Symbiodinium natans, 978 nucleotides long. Lineage: Eukaryota; Dinophyceae; Suessiales; Symbiodiniaceae. The record is from the annotation of a GenBank genome assembly.